Messenger RNA from Meloidogyne enterolobii, 286 nucleotides. The record is from the annotation of a GenBank genome assembly. NCBI's taxonomy places the organism in Eukaryota, Metazoa, Nematoda, Chromadorea, Rhabditida, Meloidogynidae.
UUUGAGAAUGAAUGCUAAAAGGAAUGACAAAGCUAUAGACCACCUCUUCCUCCGAUCUGUACUCUUAACAAUUUUAUAUUUUUCUAAAUUUUCUUUUUUUACAUUUUUAGAUGUUUUUAUCAUCUCAGUACUUGCCAAUAUCUCUUUUUUAUUUUUCCUAUUAUUUGUAUUUUCUUUACUACGCUGCGUGGCAGUCUCUCUUCUUAAUUUUUCUUUCUAUUUUAAUUGCUCUUUAAUUCCAGCUUCUUUUCUUAUUUUCUUAUUUUUAAAAUUUUUCCUUUUUUGA